Molecule: messenger RNA, 202 nt
Organism: Pelobates cultripes (western spadefoot toad)
Lineage: Eukaryota; Metazoa; Chordata; Amphibia; Anura; Pelobatidae
Source: the annotation of a GenBank genome assembly
AUCAGCCUACAGGCAAUACCGACAAUUUGUAGGGGACAACUAUAAGCCCACCACUUUCCUGACCAACUCACAAAGUAUAAAACACCCCCCCAGAUAUGGGAAGACCCGCACGAUAUACUUGACAAAAGAUACAAUAAGAAGUUUAAGAGCACUUAAACAACUAGACGUUGUAAUACAAACCAUUGAAUACCCAACUAGUGAG